Molecule: messenger RNA, 1496 nt
Organism: Cuscuta epithymum
Lineage: Eukaryota; Viridiplantae; Streptophyta; Magnoliopsida; Solanales; Convolvulaceae
Source: the annotation of a GenBank genome assembly
AUAUCUGACCGUUUCUGGUUCUUUAUUUAUAUACAAAACGGGGCGGGAGCUUAAGGUUUCUUCCACAGUAAAUUUGGAGUGCUUUCCUCGGAAGGAGCAAAAUCCGAGGAAGUGAAAGUUGGAAUCGGAGAGUAUACUGCGACCUCAUCUAAAAAAUCGCUUGCUUCCCUUCGCAAAUGGCAUUGAACUCUGAAUCAACGGAAUCAUUCAAGCCUUACGAGCUCAAGCAAACCCUAGCCGGCCAUAGAAGCGCCAUCUCCAGCGUCAAGUUUUCCGACUGUGGCCGCUUUCUCGGCACAGCCUCCGCGGACAAGACCGCGCGCGUUUGGUCCGUCUCCGACGGCGCACUCGUCCACGAAUUCCAGGGCCACGAGCAGGGCAUAUCCGACAUCGCCUUCUCCUCUGACGGUCGGUACCUUUCCACGGCAUCCGACGACAAGACCGUCCGCCUCUGGGAUGUAACCACCGGCUCCGCCGUCAAAACCCUCACCGGCCACACCAAUUACGUCUUCUGCGUCAACUACAACUUCCAGUCUAACAUGCUUGUGUCUGGUUCUUUCGAUGAAACGGUGAGGAUUUGGGAUGUCAAGACAGGGAAGUGCCUCAAGGUGUUGCCUGCUCACUCCGAUCCUGUCACCGCGGUGCAUUUCAGUCAGGACGGGAAACUGAUUGUGUCUAGCAGCUACGACGGGUUGUGUAGGAUUUGGGAUGCUUCAACUGGGCAUUGUAUAAAGACAUUGAUUGAUGAUGAAAACCCGCCUGUCAGUUUCGUCAAGUUUUCACCGAAUGGGAAGUUUAUUCUGGUCGGAACUUUGGAUGAUACAUUGCGCCUUUGGAACUACUCCACUGGUAAAUUCUUAAAAACAUACAGUGGGCAUGUAAACUCUAAGUACUGCAUAUCUUCAACGUUUUCCAUCACGAAUGGGAAGUAUGUUGUAAGUGGUUCCGAGGAUAAUUGUGUGUAUAUUUGGGAGCUUCAGACAAGAAAAAUUGUUCAAAAGCUUGAAGGUCACAGUGAUGCUGUUAUAUCAGUUGCAUGCCACCCAAAUCAGAACAUGAUUGCUUCUGGUUCACUUACAAAGGAUAAGACAGUAAAGAUCUGGACUCAGGAGGAUUAGUUUGUUUCCAUAUAUAACAAAGUUUUGUAGGCCAAAACAAUGCUCUUUUUUGGAAGAGGAGUUUGAGGAUGAGUUUCCAUGAGAUAUGAUUGCAUUUUCCCAAACAGCGCACAGACCUGCGAUAUGGCUAAAUUUCCUUGGCCAAAUAAUUAUAGGAGUAUGUUUAGACUUGGGUAAAUAUCAUGUAAGUGAUAUCCGUUGUUUAUUCUCACUUUGUAGUGUGGAAUUGGCCAACUUUACCCCCUUGGGUAAAUCUUUACUUGAACAUUUUGACACAAUUGUCAACUCAAAAGUUUUGUGAACAUUUUGACACUGGGCAUGUUAUUCGGUAGCUUAUUUUCUUUUAUACGGAGUAUUGUUUUAAAAAAUUGUCAACUC